UCAUUACACGGUGAAGAAGAGAAUAAACAUGUCAAUCUCGUUUAUAAGCCUGUCAAUUCUGUUGAUGGUGUUAAAAAAAAUUGUUUUACGGGUCUUUCAGUGUUUACAUCAAAAUCAAGUAUAAAUAGAAUUGCAUAUCAUUCAAUUUAUCUUGUUUCAAAUAAUUAUAACACAGCAAGAAAAUGUUAUAUUUGGAAGACUAUUUGGAGAUGAUCGAACAUUUACCCCAAGAAUUACGAGAUCGUUUUACCGAUAUGAGAGAAAUGGACUUAGGCAUACAUAACAAUAUGGAUGAACUUGAAAAACGGGUUAAGAUCUUCUUCAAUGAUUGCAAGAGAUGCCCUGGAGAAAAUUUGCCCCAGAACCUUGAUUCAGAAUAUCAGGCCAUUCGAAAAGAGUACUACAAAACAUUAGAAGAUGCUGACGAAAAGGUUACUUUAGCUGGUCAAAUGUACGAUUUAGUCGACAAGUAUUUACGAAGACUAGAUUCAGAGUUGCAUAAGUUCAAAUGCGAACUAGAAGCUGAUAAUAAAGGUAUAACAGAGGUAUUAGAAAAACGUUCUUUAGAAUUAGACACACCUAACAGCUCGCCGAGUAUUUCGUCGCUACAGCAGAAAGAGAACCGCUAUGAGAGUGUGACUAGUAGUUUCAGGUAUACACGACCUAGGAGUGAGAAAAGGAGGGAGAGUAACGUGGUACUACCUUCACAGUUAGUGGAAAAAAGGCAGGUCGUUGCUGCAGUUCCACCUACUAUACCUGCUCCUAUAAUGGAGACAAGACAUACCGUCUCGUCUCAUUCGCAACCCACACCACCUGCAACGACUGCUAUCAGUUACAACUUGGGCCAUAGCCUAGGGGCAGGACCAGCUAUUGCUGCUGCCGCAUCUCAAGCUAUUGCUGCUACUCAGCAGAUGCAGCAGGGCCGUAGAACUGCAAGCCUGAAAGCUUCUUACGAGGCAAUAAAUACCGGUUCACACGGACACGAGUUCAGUAUUGGCAGAGAAUUAGCAGGGGCAGCACAAACAGCCAUCCAAGCCAUACAGCAGGAUCAUGCUAACAACAAAAAGAAACAAAAGAAAUGGCAUAGUAGUAGCACGGGUAGUAGUACGUCGUCUUCAUCGGUUUCUACAGUUGUUCAGGCUGCUGUGACUCCAACCGUGGUGACUCCAGCUCCGGAAUCACCAAAUGUUGAGGUAUCUAAUCAAAAUGCCGAGGUGACCGACGGAGAAUGGACAUACGAUCCGAACGAACCUAGAUACUGUCUUUGUAACCAAGUAUCGUAUGGCGAUAUGGUAGCUUGCGAUAAUGAAGAUUGUCCGUCGGAAUGGUUUCAUUAUCCGUGUGUUGGUAUAACUGCUCCGCCAAAAGGAAAAUGGUUUUGUCCCCAAUGUACAUCAUCGAUGAAACGUAGAGGAGGUAGAAAAAAUUGAUGAAACCUUCAUUUUAAUGAAUUUUGUAGUGUAUGGAUGAUUGUGUAUGCAUGAAAUAUUGCUAAUGUUCAUUAGGUUUGUAUAGAAUACUUAUCUAAGCUAUACGUGACACUGAGUACUUGUGUCUUCAUAUUUUUUCAUAGUGGAAAAGCAGCAGUUAGUUUGUAUGAUCUCCAUUUUGUAAAAAAAAUCAUUCAUCAGCCAAAAAGGAUUUCCCAAGCCUUUUGAAAAUUUACACGAGUUCAGGUAUGUUAUUCUUAUAGAUUUACCAAUGCAGAGUACAGAUUUCUUCAACAAAAUUUGUCUCAUCUCUUAGGGUUUCUGUAAAAUUUCAAUCCAAAUGUCUAAACUUUCCAAAGUUAAGUUGAAUUGUAUAAUAAUAAUAAAAAUAAACGUUUUUGUUGGUAGACAAUUAUUACAAAUUCUUUAUCGAAACUCUACAAAAAGUGACGCCAAAGGGCAGGGUUCAACUCCUCUCUGAAAGGAGUUGUUCUUCCACCCAUCCCGAAUAUAAGCAUUGAAAUAUAUUAAAUACAGGGUGGCCCAUUGAAAAUGUACUGCAAGCAAAACCACCAGAGAAAGUACAAAAAUGUCAAGUUUGUUAGCUAGAGUGGAAAGUUCAGAUCUAAAAUCCACUGCAAAACCUUCAACCCUCCACUUUGGUAGGUAGAAUUACAACCCCUGAUUUAAAAUGAAUCUAUUGAAAACACACAUAUCGUUUUCUGGCAGUACUUAUGGAAUGUUUUUGUUGUCCACCCUGUAUAAUGUAUUUAUGAAGGGGAGGAUUGGAACGCUUCUUUCGAUGAGGCCCCCCUCAUUGUAUUUUUCCUUUUUUUGAUAUUCUACUGGAUUCCUCGAGUUUUAAUCUUAGCGUUUGCCAAAAUUGAUGUCAUAGUGUUUUUUUGUAAUGAUUAUGUAGUGUAUCUGUCAAACAUUUGUGAAUUCAUAAAAAUAAAAAAAAUGGUGUC
Leptinotarsa decemlineata (Colorado potato beetle) is the source of this 2398-nucleotide messenger RNA. RefSeq names its product Inhibitor of growth family, member 3 (gene Ing3). Lineage: Eukaryota; Metazoa; Arthropoda; Insecta; Coleoptera; Chrysomelidae. The record is from RefSeq and is a predicted model, not a curated record. Gene Ontology annotation, cellular component: NuA4 histone acetyltransferase complex.